AUGGAGGAAAGAGAAGCGCUGAAGAGGCAGAUUGAACUUCUACAAGAUCUUAUCAAUAAACAUAAGAGCGUCCAUGGAGAUGCACCAGUUGCUGCAGCAGAGCAGAGGCAGCCUGAGGUUUCUUCAACAGCCAGAGGUUUCAACACGUCUGAUGGCCAUCCUCACAUCUCCAGAGGGAGGCCGUAUGCUCCUCAGAGUCGUGGAAGUUGGAGGAAAACAUACUCUCUGAGGAACAACUGUCCCCAGUCAACAGUACCAGUAUCCUCAGCUGUUCCCUCCACUUCCCUUCAUCCAGCUACCUCCCAGUGUGGCACUAGAAGCAUCUCUGCAACAAUCAGCAGCACGGGGCAUGAAUCUAACUCCAAAGCUGCUACUUCUUUGCCAGGGAAUCUUACGCAAAAUAAAGCGGGAAUUACAGUCAGGAAAACUGGAGUAAGUGAAGCAGCAGUAGAACGAUUAAACACACUUUCUGAACGGCAGGGUUCAAGUUCAGGUCGCACAAAUAUCCAGUCAGAUGCACAAAAGACUGAAAACAGGCUUGCCAUUCUGCCAGCAGAGAAAACUGAAGCUUCAUUCAAGACUUCUGCUUCUGUUAAUGUCAACAGGUUAAUAAGUUCUCAGAGCAAGAUUCAAAUACAGAACAAACCUUCCUUGAACAAGAAAACCAGCCCAGAAACUUGCAAGACUACUAAUUCUCCAACCUUACCUUCUCUUUCCAAAGAAUCAAAACCCUCACCAGAGACCCUCCAUGGCCAGGUUAAUGCGCCACUUCUAAAAAAUUCCAAGUUCACCUGGGUGAAGAGUCAGACUGUGAGCUUAGAGCCCAAAGCAGCCAGCUCUGUUUCCGUACCGAUGACCAGAGACACAGCUUCUCAGACAUCUGUCCUCAAAGCGGCAGCAACUGCUGGGAGUUCAUCAGGUGGAUCAAGUAAGAAAACGCCUCCCAGGAAGUUUCCUCGAAAGCUCAGUCCUGUCACUGUAGCCCCCAAGACUUCAAAGUACAAAUGGGUUUCUUCCUCAGGAGUCCAAACUAAGAACCAGCUCAAGCCUUUGUCUCCCAAAGCUCUGAUUAAUCCUCCAAGAGAUGUUGCCAAGAAACUCAAAACAGCCUCUACACCUUCUGGAAAGCCGAAGAGGGGAAUUGCAGGUUCUACUGCCAGCUCAACACACAUGAGCCGCUACCGUUGGAAGGCCGGAGGUCAGACUGCAGCCGGGUCGGUGACAGGAACUACACCAGUGUCUCGUCGUAGAUCUGCCUUCCACUGGACGGCAGAGAAAAGCAGCAAAGGGCUGAAAACGGGACAUCCUACUCCAGCUGUCCCCCAGAGAGCGUACCUUCGCUCUUCCUCCCCUUCUGGGUUCAAACUCCGCAGCAGAAUGAAAAUUAUCAGGAAGUCUGGCAUCAGUGCAUCAGAGAAGGCAAGCAGUCUGGCUACAGCAAAGUUUCCCCUGCGUAGUCGACUGUACUCCUUUACCAGGAGUCCUGCAGGAGUUCGGAGGACGCCUUCCAGGGAACUGGUCUGCUUUGGCAGACAUAAGUUGAGGCGUCUCUCCCUGACCUUGUCAAAAACAAAUGCUGUCUCCACAUCCCAUCUAAGCCCUGCCUGCAAGCGGGUGUUUAGGACCCGCUACAAGAUGGUGACCCGUCCGGGUACAAGUGCUGCACACACGCUGCACUACAACACAGCGCUCUCCUGGCGAGCCAGGAAGAUCCAGUCAGCCAGGACUUUCCUUCAGAACCGCCUACGAUCUCCUCACGACAGGCACCAACCAUCCAGCCGACGCUGGACAGGGAUGGAGAUGUGCUGGAUCCGAGGCUCGCUGUACCGGGUCUCUGCCAAUAAGCUGUCCCGCACGGUGGCAUUACAAACAUCGAUCGACCGGAGAGGAAAGUCCUCCAGUGCACACACGUCUCCGGCCCUGGCCCGUCAUUUAGCCAGUCGUGCUGUCCAGCGGAGCAUUGCCAUCAUCAGACACGCUCGACAGAAAAAGCAACAAAAGCAGUACUGCAUGUAUUACAACCGCUUUGGCAAGUGUAACCGUGGCACAAGUUGUCCCUUCAUACAUGAUCCUGACAAAGUGGCUGUCUGCACAAGAUUUCUCAGAGGGACAUGCAAGCAGGCAGAUGGCGCCUGCCCAUUCUCCCAUAAGGUUGCCAAAGAGAAGAUGCCGGUGUGUUCCUACUUUUUGAAGGGCAUCUGUAACAACAGUGACUGUCCCUACAGCCACGUUUAUGUGUCCCGUAAAGCUGAAGUGUGUGAUGACUUUGUCAAAGGCUACUGUCCAGAAGGAGAGAAGUGUAAGAAGAAACACACUCUGGUGUGUCCAGACUUCUCUAAGACUGGCUCCUGUCCACGAGGCUCUCGCUGCAAACUGCAGCACCGCCAGCGGGUCAAGCGCAGCGCCAGCAGCACUUCCACCAUUCCAGUCAAGAAAAGUCGCUCUAAAGAACCUAUGAAGAGGCCCCAUCUUUCCGUUGUCAUGCCGGAGAACACUCAGGCAGCUCCAGGAACACCUAUUGCGGGUCCUCUGGCUCUACCAUCCUUCAUCUCUCUGUCCAGCUCCCCAGAGGAGGCAGAUGCACCGGAUUCACCUCAGGCUAACGCAACACAAGUCAAAGUCUACUCCAGCCAGUGACACUGGAGGAACGCUGCAAAUCCAAAUCAUCCUGUUAUUUUAUGCGAUGGAGGAAGUGGUUAUGUGAUUGAGCUGCAAACAGAUAAUGAUGAUCAGAGUCAGAUAACAGAGUGUGAUGGAGGUAAUAAUAUUUAGCUUUUGGACUUGACCGAGGCUCGGCUCGUCUCUCUGUUGACAGAUUUGACAGAUAGAGGAUUAGGGUAGAGGCCUCUUCGGCCCAAUCACGCUUACUCCCUCCCCCCUCUUUCACCAGGAUCUAACUGUCCACCUGCUGAAGGCACACACCCACAUGUACAUGCAGUUUAGUCUGAGAGGAGCUAUUACUUUAUUACUUUGAUUUAAUAAACUCAUAAAUGCUUGUAACAUGAGAGGAACCCAGAAGAAACUAACCCAUACAUGAAGAUAAAGUCCAGCUCUGAUUGGUCAGUUGUGCCAGCCUACUCGAACUCUGUCUUUACUUCUCAACUCUACUUAUUUUAACAAGGUUUUAAAUGGAAACAGAGUUCAACAUUUACCCCUGGUCUUAUUUUCCUCUCUUCUCUCCAAAAGCAAUUAACAAAAAAAAUGUAUGUGAAAAUUUUGAUGUUUCAAAAGACCUCUUGAAUUUAAAACAAUAUGUUCGACAUGUUUUAGCAGUUACUGUAGUCCAAAUCCUUUGUUUCUUGGCUGCUGCUUGGAACCUCAAAGCUUUUAUUUCUGCCACAUCUUUGUUUCUGCUGUCCACUCUUUUAUCUUCUUUUUAGCCACAACUUUCUUCUUUCCUCUGUAUGCUUUGAACCACUGUCAUCAUAAAAAAAACUCAGCUCUUUUCAUCCUAAUUGUACUGAUGGAGGAAGGCUCUCCUCCAACAUUUUCGAUGCCUGUUAGUGUCCAUCAACCUCUUAAUGUGGUCAAGUUAUCUUGUUCAUUAUCAGAAAAACGCUUGAUGCUUUCACCUCUGUGCUUGACUGUGGGAAUAGUUCUCCUUUUCUAAACAUGGUGGGUUGACUUUUUGCUUUUGAUCUCAUCUGACCAAAGGAGGAGUAUAAAGCAUAUACAAACCAAAACAAACUUAUUGAUUAUGAAAGUUAAUUUAUCUUCUGAUCCAUGUAGAUCCAUCACCGGGGACAUGACCUCUGUAAGUGCGUAAAUAGAGGGAAACUGAACCGCUCUCUUUUUUUUUAAGGUGCUUCACUUCUCGUCCAAAAGGACUCUAGUUCUUAUCAUGGGUUUAGAGUAUCAGGUUUCUGUUAACCCCCUUUUUAAAACACAGUAGUUGAGGUUUAUUGCAGACACAGAGCAGCAAUUUUCUGCUUGUCCCUCCAUUCCUGCAGACCAGCUGCUUUAAGCUCUUAAGUAUUACUAAUGACUGUGUGCUCCCUGAGUAACACACUGCACCACCCAAAGCCUCAUUAAAGGUGGAACUUGGCCAACGAAGCCGCUCUUCACUUUGCAUAAACGAGCUCAGGCGUGAUGUAUCGCUGCACGCUCCUCCGUCCAUCGCCGCUAUUCCGCUCUCUUCUUCAUUUACUCAUCAGUUGAGACAUCAUUGCUCAAUGUUUCAGCAGCAUCUAAUGCGAACUAGAUUAGAGGCGGUUACACAAUACAGCAUUUCAUUUUUACGAAAGCUCCUUCUCUCAUUACUGUUUCCUGUUACUACUUUU
Poeciliopsis prolifica (blackstripe livebearer) is the source of this 4280-nucleotide messenger RNA. RefSeq names its product zinc finger CCCH-type containing 3 (gene zc3h3). Gene Ontology annotation, cellular component: nucleus. The record is from RefSeq and is a predicted model, not a curated record. The coding region runs from base 1 to 2637 and encodes 878 amino acids. Gene Ontology annotation, molecular function: metal ion binding. The transcript is spliced from 12 exons. Lineage: Eukaryota; Metazoa; Chordata; Actinopteri; Cyprinodontiformes; Poeciliidae.